CGCGUGUGCAGGGGUAGUUUCUGCGUUUCUGUGUUUACCCUCCCGUUUAUUCGUGUUUCCGUAGCCGACCGGGAACGUGGUGCCGCUCAGAAGCGUUACGUGCGUACAGUGUGUGAGACCAGAAAUGUGUUUGUGGUUUCGAUGCGGGGUCUUAUUGUGCAGUGGACGGUGCUAACUGAUCGGAAGCAGUAGUGUGAUAAGAUCUGAUCUGCGAGGUGCGAAAAUUGAAAACCAACCGGAAGUGGAUGUGGAACAGAGUGUGAUUUCCGGGCAGAAAGAGCGGUGCAGCUUUGCUUCACAACCGGGAAGCAUUAAGAUUUGCAGUUGUAAAUUCGAUGUGUCAUCGCAAAAAUUGCGCCCGAUCGCGUGAAGGAAUGUGUGUUUGCUAGUGUGUCGGUGCGACUCCCGGAUAUGUGACGGGCCUGUUCAUACAGUGAUCUCCAGGCUUUUUUUGUUGGCCCACAUUUGCAUGCUGCUACCAAUCCGCUUGUGUGUGUGUCAGUGGAAAAAGUGUUGUCCAAAAACGGAAGGCCCCGAGUGGCCCAGCAAUCGCAACGGUGAAAAACGGUGAAACAGUGCGUCAAUUUGUGUUGCGAAAAAAAAGAAGCUGCUCUCCCCCUUCCCAAAUUUGACAGCUAUUAGCGAAUUUUGGCACAGGUCACGUUUUGCUUUUGUGCGCUUUUCUAGCGGUUUGUGCUACUUUACCACCGCGUGCCUGUGUGUUUGUUUAUGCUUUUUUUUCUGGUGCGUGUGUGAUGAGGCCCUUUAUUGUUGUGGCCUGCUAAUCGUACGCGAUCGUGCGCUUUAUGACAUAACGACGUUAGAGGUUAGAAUCGAUAGCAAAGCUCAAGAUUGGAAGCGCUCCAUCGAUACGGAGAGGAAGCAAUCCAUCGCCGAAAAGGCCCAGGACGCACACGGUACCUGGGAAGAUAACGUUACUUUUGGGAAGCACAGGUACCGGAGAGGGGCUGUGAUGCUGGGUGCCAUCGGUUAGCACAGUCGGAUCACAUUCUAAACCCCGGUGCCAGCAAUCAUAUCCCAUCGUCGGAGCUCAUCUGGAGGCUUAAGGAAGACACGGAAACAUCGAGACAAGAUCAUAAUAAGCUGCCUUCGACCUGCUUGGAUAUAAAAGGGACAAGCAUCUACAACGAAACUAAAGAUGUCACGUUCCAACUUUGCGCGCUCACAAAGCAAAGUUUGGUUCGGCAAUGAACCCGAACCCUACGGUGGCCCGUACGGCGGUGGCUUCCGGCCGUACGGCGGCUACGCCCCGUACAGUGGCCCAAUGUCCCAGCCGACCUACCCGAUCUUUCACGACCUCGAGGAGGAGGACGAGCUGAUCGAGGAGCAGCAGACGAAUGCGAAAGGUUCGCCCGGUGCGACCAGCUGGGCCGAAACGGACCGCCAGGGCAGUCCCGCCAGUCACAAAAGUCAAGACUCGGGGUUUUCGGACACGGAAACGUCCCUGCACGCGGGCAGCAGUCUGGCAAAGCGGCAGGGGGCAAACAUUAACAACAGUGUCCAGUCUGCGGCGGGCACAACCAGCGACAAGCUAACACCAAAGAGAAGCAUCAACGAGGAACUGUUUGCCCGGUCACCGUCCCUCAACAGUAGUGCGCCGACACCUCCAACAGUCAUCCGGAGGCCUGUACCGGGCGGCCCGGUAGGUGAGUCGGUCACUAUCGGUCGUCGACUAUCGUACAGUGAGCCCGCGGAGCAUGCGAACGGUUCCGAAAGUCCGCGCAAUGUGUCACUCAAGCGUGGCCGCGUCAUUACGAAGAACAGUCGCGUGAAGCGCAAUCUCAGCGAGCAGUUAAGCAACUCGAGCGAGGAGAUGAUCUCACUGGACAGCAGUGAGCUGUCCAACAUUCUGAACCGUACGAUGGUGGAGGGGGAAGAGGAGGCGAUACCGGAACCAGUGCCAGAAGCGGAUGCCAAUAAUAAUGCAAUCAAGGGUGAGACGACGGCAGUGGAGCUUCCAACGUAUUCGGAACUAUACCCGACCCGAGGAACUUCCACGCCCAUCCGAGGCCAGUCGAAGCUGUACCGAUCGUUACCAAUCUCACCGACGCAUCGGACACCGCCACCGGUCCGUCCGGUCGUGGCACCCUCGGGGACGGACAACUACUACGACGAACCGAACAAUACGACCACCUCGAGCAGCUGCAGCGAACGCGCCCUAUCCUACACGAUCUACGACAACCCGCUGCUGAACGGGCACCAACCGGCGGUGCAGGGUUGGCUGGAUGGGUUGCGGUUUUCCUGCCAGAACGAGGUGAUGUCGAUACUGCAGACCAAAUCGAUCGCAACGGAGGCGGGCCGAUCGCUGAAGCUAACUUCGACGGUGGCGGUGAAGAUAUUGCGCCAUCUCCAGGGGAAGGUGUCCACGCUGCAGGGUGAGUUCGAGCGGGUCGAGAAACUGUUCGCCGCCAUCCGGAAGUAUCACACGGCGCAGAAGGCCGAAGACGAGUCAGACGAUGAGGAAGACGAGAAGCAGAUCUACCAGAAGGUGGCCCCGUUUGUGCACGGGCUGGCGACCGAUCUCGAUGCGUUCGUGCGCAAACAGCAAGGGACGGACUACUUCGGCCGAGAAGCAUCGGAACGAGACGAUCGGCGCAAGUUUGCCGAGAAUGCAAGGGCACUGGCGGACAUGCUGGGAGAUCUCCGGGCGGCCGCAUCUAGCAGCGACACCUUCGACUAUCGCUCCGUUGAGGAGGAAAUUCAAAUCGUAAAGCGCUACUUCCUCAUCACGGUGCGGUUGAUCUUCAAGAAUUUGGUGCGCGUGAUCGUGGACGCUGUCGAGGGUGCCCGCUGCGAGCUGAUGCUGCGCUCGAACCUCAGCUACGUGGCGAGCCUCUCCAACCUGGACUACGGUGGGCUGGCCUCGCUGAACGACGCGUUCAUUGCGAACGGUACGGUGCGGGUGUUGCUGCUCGUCUGCGUCGAGUCGAAGCUUUCGUCCGUCCGGGCGCUGGCGCUGCGUGCGCUGGCAACCGUCUGCUCGACGACGGAAACGAUCCGCCAGCUGGAGCGAGCGGAUGGGCUGGAGGUGCUGCGCGACAUCCUAGCGGUGGCGGAUGGCGAUGAUGGCCGGUCCGAGCCGGAGCUGCGGGAGGCUGUCUCGGUGCUGACGCAAAUUACCGCCCCCUGGCACGGGGAGGACCAUCGGCUCGAGGGGCUGAAGCAGUACGUGCACGGCAUCGUUGAGGCAAUCACCGAGAUCAUCGUAAAGACCAGCUGCUGCCAAACGUUGCUGCUGUGCACCGCCAGCCUGAACAACAUGACGCGCAUCGAACCGACCGCCGUCUACUCGGUGAUGUCGCAGGACACCGUGGACAAGCUGCAGCAGGCGACGGAGCAGCGCGGCCCGGGCGCAUCCAUCUUUCUCUACGAACAAUUUACCGCAACGCUCUACAACAUGUCGACCAACUGGAAGUGCCAUCAUCAUCUCGCCAGCCGCCCACUGCUCACCUUCCUCGUGCAGGUGCUGGCGCAAAAGUUCCACCAGCAGCAACCAAGCCGCGUCGAGACAGAGGCGCAGCGCAAAACGAUCCGCAACAUUCUACACGUCCUCGCGCGGCUCCUGUCCGGCGGCAGCCUCGCGUCUGGCGCGUCACACGAGCUGAUCGAGACGACGGUAGCGCCUGUGCUGGCGCGCAUCGAACGCACGCUGGACGGGGCGAACGAACACUAUCAGGACGUGGCGCACGUUAGCCGGCGGUGCAGUGAAACGGUAUCGACGCGACCGGGCAAAAGCAGUGGCAGUGAGGAGGGCCGCCCAACGGUGCCACAUAUCACCCGGCUUACCAUCCACCGGGAUCCGGUAGCGGGGCCGGUGAUGGUGCUGGAUCAAAACCGGCAGGAAAGUUACGUCUGAAUGGAGCGAUGGCGGGCUAUUGCCGGCAGGCAGAGCGGGGGCUGAUGUAGCCGAGCUACGAAACAAGGGAGGGAGGGAGGGAACUGGGCAAAAGAAAAGAAAAACCAAGGAAUCCUUGUGCCAUACAGGAAGCGAAACGAGACCGGAGCAAACCCGGAAGCAAACGAAACGACUCUGGGAGGUUGUAAAGAUGCUGAAAGCGAAUCUGUAUUUAUGUAACUGUUUGUAUGUAGCUGUAUCAUAUUGUAUAUUGUGUUUUCGUCACCAAGAGGAAUGCUAAUAUAUUCGAACGAUUCAAUGUUGUAAUUUAUCACUCCCCAAAAUUCCGCAGUGUAUGUAAGACGAACUGUUAUUUCCUCCGAGCAUGUUAGGGGAAAAGCAUGUAGAAGCGAAGGAACAACGCAAAUACACCAUCGACCACGAUGAACGAUAAACUGAA
Molecule: messenger RNA, 4316 nt
Organism: Anopheles arabiensis
Lineage: Eukaryota; Metazoa; Arthropoda; Insecta; Diptera; Culicidae
Gene: insc
Exons: 5
Coding region: 1160-3877 (905 amino acids)
Biological process (GO): regulation of asymmetric cell division; asymmetric cell division; establishment of mitotic spindle orientation
Cellular component (GO): apical cortex
Molecular function (GO): cytoskeletal adaptor activity
Source: RefSeq, a predicted model, not a curated record